Messenger RNA from Gadus macrocephalus (Pacific cod), 1042 nucleotides. Its product is annotated as mitochondrial ubiquitin ligase activator of NFKB 1-like. Gene Ontology annotation, molecular function: ubiquitin-protein transferase activity. Gene Ontology annotation, biological process: organelle organization; protein ubiquitination. The transcript is spliced from 4 exons. NCBI's taxonomy places the organism in Eukaryota, Metazoa, Chordata, Actinopteri, Gadiformes, Gadidae. The record is from RefSeq and is a predicted model, not a curated record. The coding region runs from base 1 to 678 and encodes 225 amino acids.
AUGAGCGAAAGAAGAAUUGCGAAAGAUAAAGGUCUGGUCCAACCAGAUGGGGAGCCGCUGGCCAGCGAGUUUGUUCCUCGAAGCUUCGGGGUUGUCCAGAAGAUAUCAGAAGAGGAACACUGGGAGACCUGGAACUCUCUGACUCUAACAUGGGACUCACAGAGCCCCGACCGAAAGGAGACCAACCACACGGUCCCCUUCAGCCUGGUGGCGCCGGGGGGCCCCACCACCGCCGGUGGGAGCGACGGUGACGUCAACGUGAAGGUCCAGAACCCCCUGGAGGCCACGGGCCUGGACCUGGACCCGGUCAACAUCCAAAGCAGCUGCGUCAUAGAGGGGGGCUUGUCGGCUGCAACCCCUCAGGAUCUGAGCGACUUGAGGGUCUUCUACAAGUCAAGGACAGAGGCGAUGCUGCGGGUCGGCACCACCGUCACGGGCUUCGGGGAGCUGGUCCUGGAUGCUGACCCGGAGGCGGGGGGGAGGGUGAUGAGGCUACAGGCGCCGCAGGACGGCCGUCCGUACGUCCUGCUGCGUACUGACUACAAGAGCUACGUGGAGCGGCACGAGACCUCCGCCUCCAUGUGGAAGACGCUGGCGGUGGGGUGCGGCGCCGUCGGAACCGUCUGUUUGGCGGAAACCCUCUACUGCCUCCUCCAGAAACACAAUGAUAAACGAUAAAUAGUCCGUGAUUUCUUUUUAAUGAUCUGCCUUUUGCGGGUAAACUCGGCCAAAACGGUGUGUGGGAGCCGUGGCGGGUUGUUGAAAUUAGUUGGAUGGACCAGUUGAUGUAAACAAUUAAUAAGAGAUUCCAGGUGAGAAUGGCUUUGUCUGAGGUCAACUGUGGAUUACCCCGGCCAGGGGAAAGGGUUCAACUGCCAUUGUAUGCACCCACACAUUGUUGUAAGGCUUUGGAUAAUAGCGCACACUAAAUGACAUUCAUUAGUUAUAAUGGCAACCAAAAUGAUUUAAACCUUGAUAAUACUGUCUGUAUUCAUUCCUUUCCUCAUACCUAAUCCCCCAUAAAUAAAUCACUAGGAUCCCA